Molecule: messenger RNA, 3400 nt
Organism: Mobula hypostoma (lesser devil ray)
Lineage: Eukaryota; Metazoa; Chordata; Chondrichthyes; Myliobatiformes; Myliobatidae
Product: potassium voltage-gated channel subfamily H member 2-like
Exons: 15
Coding region: 350-3391 (1013 amino acids)
Biological process (GO): membrane repolarization during action potential; regulation of heart rate by cardiac conduction; potassium ion transmembrane transport
Cellular component (GO): plasma membrane
Molecular function (GO): inward rectifier potassium channel activity
Source: RefSeq, a predicted model, not a curated record
UGGGAGCGGAACUGGGACCCGGAGCCAGUGGGUGACAGGUGGAGCGCUGCGGGACGGAGGGAGCGGGGUCCUGGCUCAGGUGGGGUGGUACCCUCGGUCUCUCUCAGUGGAUGAACGUUGUUCUCUGGUACUCCAGUCAGACAGCGCAGAAGGGCUCUCUCUCCGUCUGGACCAUGCAAGAACAUCGGCCCCCAUAACAGGUGGGGAGCCGAACAUCUCAGAGCUUUCUGGGAUCUGCCCGUGCCCGUGCCUUCUCGCUCCGGUUUGGGGAGUGAGCACACCCGAGACGGCCUGUGACAGUCUUUUUCCGCUGCUGUGCCCAGGCUGGCCGUGAAACCUCGCACAGACGAUGCCAAUCCGGAGAGGUCAUGUUGCUCCUCAGAACACAUUCCUGGACACCAUUAUCCGUCGACUGGAGUGUCGGAAUUGCAAGUUCAUCAUUGGCAAUGCUCGCGUGAGCAACUGUGCCAUCAUCUUCUGCAAUGAUGCCUUUUGUCAGAUGUGCGGGUACUCGAGGGCAGAGGUUAUACAGAAACCCGGUACCUGUGACUUCCUGUACGGCCCACGGACCAAGCGAUCGGCCACUGUCCAGAUCACCCAGGCCCUUCACAGCUCUCAGGGAUGGAAGGUGGAGCUGCUGCUCUAUAGGAAGGACGGUUCGUGCUUCCUCUGUCUGGUGGACGUGGUUCCUGUGCGCUGUGAGAGAGGAUCUGUCAUCAUGUUCAUCCUGAACUUUGAGGAGGUGGUGCUGGAUGCAGCCUGGAAGGAGAAGGUUUCAGAACCCUGGUUUACUGCAGAGACGGUGAAGGGUGUGCUAAGAGCCCGGCUUUCCAGCUCCACUUCGGACACUGACCUGAUGAAGCCCCGCACAGUCAGGAAGAUCUCACAGAUCACCCUCAACUUUAAGGACCUGGAAGGGGAUCAGAUCACCCUACCAGCCACCAGUGACAAGGACAUCAUUGCCCCCAAGGUCAGGGAGAGGAGUCACAACGUCACCGACAAGGUCACCCAGGUCCUGUCUCUCGGAGCUGAUGUUCUUCCUGAGUAUAAACUCCAGGCUCCGCGGAUUCACAAGUGGACCAUUCUCCAUUACAGUCCCUUCAAAGCAGUGUGGGAUUGGCUGAUACUCCUGCUGGUGAUCUACACUGCCAUCUUCACGCCCUACUCUGCCGCCUUCUUGCUGAAUGAUCAGGAGGAGGUGAGACGGAGGGGCUGUGGUUACUCCUGCAACCCUCUCAGUGUGGUGGACCUGAUGGUGGACAUUAUGUUCAUGAUCGACAUUUUCAUCAACUUCCGCACCACCUAUGUCAACAGCAAUGAUGAGGUGGUCAGUAACCCGGUCAGAAUUGCCAUCCACUACUUCAAGGGCUGGUUCCUCAUUGACAUGGUGGCUGCCAUCCCCUUCGAUCUGCUCAUCUUCCGCUCUGGUUCUGAGGAGACAACCACUCUGAUUGGCCUGCUGAAGACCGCACGCCUCCUGCGUUUGGUGCGUGUAGCUCGUAAGCUGGACCGCUACUCGGAGUACGGGGCGGCCGUACUGUUCCUGCUGAUGUGCACCUUUGCCCUGAUCGCUCAUUGGCUGGCUUGUAUCUGGUAUGCUAUCGGGAAUGUGGAGCACACUUUCCUGCAGCCCAGGAUCGGCUGGCUGGACUCGCUGGGAGACCAGAUUGGCAAACAGUACCUCGAGAAUGACACCUCCUCAGGCCCUACCAUCAAGGACAAGUACGUCACCGCACUCUACUUCACCUUCAGUAGCUUAACCAGCGUGGGCUUCGGCAACGUCUCUCCCAACACCAACUCUGAGAAGAUCUUCACCAUCUGCGUCAUGCUCAUUGGCUCCCUCAUGUACGCCAGCAUUUUUGGCAAUGUCUCUGCUAUCAUCCAGCGUUUGUACUCGGGCACCGCCCGAUACCACACCCAGAUGUUACGGAUCCGGGAGUUCAUCCGCUUCCACCAGAUCCCCAAUCCCCUGCGCCAGCGACUGGAGGAGUACUUCCAGCAUGCCUGGUCUUACACCAACGGCAUCGACAUGAACGCGGUGUUGAAGGGUUUCCCUGACUGCCUCCAGGCUGACAUCUGCCUCCACCUGAACCGCAGCCUCCUACAGCACUGCAAGGCAUUCCAUGGUGCCUCUGCUGGUUGCCUUCGGGCUCUGGCCGUCAAGUUCAGGACCACACAUGCCCCACCGGGCGACACACUGCUCCACGCUGGUGACGUCCUCACAGCCCUCUACUUCAUCUCCCGCGGUUCCAUUGAGAUCCUGCGGGACAACCUGGUUCUGGCCAUUCUCGGAAAGAACGAUGUGUUUGGGGAGCCCAUCCACCUGUUUGCCCGCGCGGGGAAGUCGAGCGCGGACGUGAGGGCGCUGACCUACUGUGACCUGCACCGGAUUCAAAGCACGGACCUUUUGGAGGUUCUGGAAUCCUACCCCGAGUUCUCCAGGCACUUCUGGGCAAACCUGGAGAUCACCUUCAACCUGCGAGAUACCUCAAUGACGCGGAGCUCCAGCUCGGGUCAGAAGGUGACGGUGUCUGGCUGUCCACGCAGGAGUAGGCUUCCAUUCCGGACGAAGACUGAGGGCGCUGACCAGCCGGACAGGGGCCGAAUGUGGAGUGACACUCUCCCAGGAGUCAUGUGUGGAGUGGGCAGAGAGAAGAGGCACAAUACCUCGCCCUCUCACUCCCUGCAGAGAGACCGGGAGCACACGGCCCCCUUCCCCAGGGUCAUUGAGCUCUCUCCACUCAAGUGUUCCACCACGCAAAGCGACUUCCUCAUCAUCCAGGGAAGUGAGUCGCAGAGAGAAAGUGGCCAUACCGGCAGCACAGGACCUUUCUCCAACAUCUUCAGUUUCUGGGCUGGACCAACUCCCCACCUGCUGCAGGACAUCUGCUCCCGACCAGCGGUCACUCCUCAUUCAGGCCCCCGGUCAGUGUCCACUCCCAACCGGACCCAGUGGGCCAACAUUAACCGCAGGCUCCAGCUCCUGCAGGAGCAGCUAACCAGACUAGAGUCCCAGGUCAUGGCUGAUAUCUCCACCAUUCUGCAGUUGCUGCAGAGACCCCUGGUCCUGACCCCUCCAGCCUACAGCCCUGUGUCGACUGGCUGCCCACAGCCACCCGAUGGGUGUCAGGACUCACCGACAGCUGCAGUGUCACUCAUUCAGGGUGUUGCAGGGCAGACGUUGGCCCCUUUCUGUGACGGAGAUCCGUGGGGGAACAACAUGUCGGAUGGGUGUGGCCCCCACCCCACCCAGCGUGAGGGGACAGGAGGCGGAGCACUGGCUGUUGAAGACUCAGGACACCCUGGACGUCGGCAAUCAAUGCCCGAGCAGCGGGCAGUCCCCUGGAACAUUCCGGAGCCCCGUAGGUUUACCUCUAAUCCCGGCAGCUAAUGGGCUGUG